Molecule: messenger RNA, 1769 nt
Organism: Rana temporaria (common frog)
Lineage: Eukaryota; Metazoa; Chordata; Amphibia; Anura; Ranidae
Gene: SSTR4
Product: somatostatin receptor 4
Exons: 1
Coding region: 455-1621 (388 amino acids)
Biological process (GO): neuropeptide signaling pathway; cellular response to glucocorticoid stimulus
Cellular component (GO): membrane; neuron projection
Molecular function (GO): somatostatin receptor activity; neuropeptide binding
Source: RefSeq, a predicted model, not a curated record
UGUCUGGAUGGAGGAGCUCCAGCCAGUGGUCCAUUGGCAUGGUGCUGAAAUCCUUUACCGGCUGCUACUCACAUCUUAUUGGAAGCUUACUGAAUGCAAUGAACUCAUCAGAGACGAUGCCAGUAAUAGCAGGCACACAAGCAGCUAAUGAUCUUGCCAGUUGAUGGGGAAGUGAUGCAUUGCCCAGAGCUAAAGCAAGUGGCUGGUGAUGACUUUGUACAGAAGGAGCCAACACAGACCUAGAGCUCACAGACUGCAAGAAGCUGCACUGCAUCAUCCAUCAGAGAUCCCUCUCCUCCCUCCUCUCACCCUUCUCUCUCUCUCUCUCCCUCUCUCUCUUUCAUUCUCUCUCUUUCAUUCUCUCUGUCUCUGUGUCUCAGUUGCUCUGAAAUCCAUUGCAAGCUGAGGAUCUCCCUGCUUCAGCAGCUCCAUUAUUUCCUAUGGGACACCUACAAUGACCACUUGCCCUGAUCUCCUGGUGCCGGUGGAGGCUAAGAUCCUGCUGAGCCCAUGGAACCAGUCCAGGGACCUGUCCGUGACUUUGCACCCCUUUAAUGCCAUCAGCAGGAACACCACCAGCAACAGCAAUGCCCCGGUGGAGACAGAGAGGGAUGUCAGCAUGAUAGUCAUCCAGUUCAUCUAUGCCAUCGUGUGCCUGAUUGGGCUGAUUGGGAACUCCAUGGUGAUUUUUGUCAUCUUGAGGUAUGCCAAGAUGAAAACUGCCACCAACAUCUACAUCCUGAACUUGGCGAUCGCGGAUGAGCUCUUCAUGCUCAGCGUGCCCUUCCUGGCCGCCUCCGCGGCUCUGCAGCAUUGGCCCUUCGGCUCAGGGAUGUGCCGCACGGUCCUCAGCGUGGAUGGCAUCAACAUGUUCACCAGUGUCUUCUGCCUGACCGUCCUCAGCGUGGACAGGUACGUGGCCGUGGUCCACCCCCUAAGAGCGGCCAGGUACAGGAGACCUACCGUGGCCAAGAUGAUCAACAUCUGCGUGUGGAUUGUGUCCCUCCUGGUCAUCUCCCCCAUCCUGAUCUUUGCCGACACCGAGUCCUCCAAGAACGGGGUGGUGGUCUGCAACCUCAUGUGGCCCCAACCUACCUGGUCCACCGUCUUUGUGGUCUACACCUUCCUCUUGGGCUUCUUCCUGCCGGUGGUGGCCAUCUGCCUGUGCUACAUCCUCAUCAUCAUCAAGAUGAGAGCGGUGGCACUGAAGGCUGGUUGGCAGCAGAGGAAGAAGUCUGAGAAGAAGAUCACCAGGAUGGUCCUCAUGGUGGUCACCGUCUUUGUCAUCUGCUGGAUGCCCUUCUACAUCGUCCAGCUCCUCAACCUCUUCCUGCCCCAGAUGGAUGCCACCAUCAACCACGUCUCCAUCAUCCUCAGUUAUGCCAACAGUUGUGCCAACCCCAUCCUCUAUGGCUUUUUUUCAGACAACUUUAAGAGGUCCUUCCAGAGGAUCGUGUGUUUUCGUUGGAUUGAGAAUGGGACAGAUGAGCCGGUGGAUUAUUAUGCCACAGCUCUGAAGAGCAAGGUGUGUAAUAACCACCCCUUGGACUUCCAACAGGAGCCCCUUCAAUCCGACCCUUGUUACAAACAUGGGACCAUCACAAGGACCACUACCCUAUAGCAGAGCCAGGGUGCCUUGUUUCCAAUUAACUGCUGCUAGCCGCACAUGCUAUGUUCUGAGGUUUACAUGUCUGUCCAAGGUGUCCCAGUCUGUGUCUGAUUUGUACUGAUGGUGGGUUCCAGUGAGCUUAAUAAAUUGUAAACACCAA